Fusarium mangiferae is the source of this 1386-nucleotide messenger RNA. RefSeq lists its product as uncharacterized. The coding region runs from base 1 to 1386 and encodes 461 amino acids. The transcript has a single exon. Lineage: Eukaryota; Fungi; Ascomycota; Sordariomycetes; Hypocreales; Nectriaceae. The record is from RefSeq and is a predicted model, not a curated record.
AUGGCCUGGGACCAGAGCGAUGAGCGCUGGGAAAAGGCUCUGAAACACGUCCGAGUAUCAUCUACUUGUCGUAAAGUUGAAGCCUUUGCCAGUCGAAAUUUUGGGAAACCAGCAACUCUAGUCACUCCGCUGAUCAUUCGUGGUUUCAACGUCGUCUAUCCUUUCAAAAUCGAAGGUCUGACAUCUCAAGUACUCGUCCGGUUACCUUGUCCCGACCAGGCGAUGUUCCCGGAAGAGAAGACGAUGGCAGAGGCCGCAACAGCAGCCUGUAUCAAACAACACACUCAACUCCCCAUCCCCAAGAUAUUACAUCAUGGUAUAGAUGAAGAAAUUGGGCCGUACAUGAUUAUCGAGGACCUUGGUACCAGGCAUGGGAUGAGUCAUGCUUUGAAGGCACCUCGCGACGACCCUAACGAUGCGCCCAUUCUUAAUCCAAAGAUCUCGGAAACACAGCUCAAGGAUCUGUAUUUAAAAAUGGCGGAAUGCGUCUUACAGCUUGCCCGGCCUACAUUCCUGCGUAUCGGUUCUCUGGUAGAGUUAAGUCCAGGUACAUAUGAAGUCCUGGGACGACCUAUCAGUCUCAACAUGCACAACAUUUUCCAGCUCUCCAACGUUCCCUCAUCAGUAUUUCCAGCUGAAGGUACCAUAUACGGCACUGCUGAUGAGUGGUAUACCGUGCUUGCCAAGAUGCAGAUGGCAACACUCGUUUUUCAACACAACGACAUCAUAUCAUCCGAGGAUGACUGCAGAACCAAAUACAUCGCACGGAAGCUGUUUCACAGACUUGCUACGCAAGGCCGUCUUUCAAAAUUCGGAUUCUGUGAUGAUGACUGGUCCGCUGCUUCUCAGCACUCCAGUGCAACACUGCCAGCACCGGACAACUCGGCCUCAUUCAGUCUCUGGUCAGAUGACUUUAGACCAGUGAAUGUACUCGUCAAUGAUGAUAAUGACGUUGUCGGCGCGAUAGAUUGGGAGUUCGCCUACGUUGGCCCAUCCCAAUUCACACUGGAUCCACCAUGGUGGUUGCUACUAGAGGUGCCCGAGAUGAGGGAUGACGGCAUUGAAGACCGGGCGAGUACCUAUGAACAAAGACUUGAGACCUGGCUGUACGCUAUGGAAGAAGCUGAGGAAGAGAACAGCUCAAACUUGCCGCUUUCAGCGUAUAUGCGGGAGAGUUGGGCUACUGGCCGAUUUUGGCUGAAUUAUGCUGCUCGAAAGAGCUGGUCCUUUGAUGCUAUCUAUUGGAAAUAUCUAGACGAAAGAUUCUUUGGCAAGAGAGAACAAGAUACUCCUGUAGAGGAACUCUGGAAGGCCAGAGUAGAGCUGUUGACUGACGCUGAGCGAGAAGCGAUGGAGGUACUCGUGAAGACAAAAGUGGAAGAAUGA